AUCAUUAGCAGUAGUAUGAUAAGUGGCGGGGAUGAAGUGGUAAAAGAUUACUUCCUAGGUGAAUACAAGUCACUACAAAAGCGAAGCGCUUGGACCACCGAACAUCAGUCGACUGCAUUUCAUUCAAAUCAAACGACGAUGAAGAUGCUUUUACAUACGGCGUGCAUUAUUGGGUUGUGCGCAUUCGUGAUAGGUGCGAACAAGCCUGAAACAAAUAUAUCUAAUGAAACCAAAAACCACUACAAGAGAGGCAUUAUCGAUACAGGAUAUGGAUACGGUUCGGAUUCCGAUGUGUACAAACCUACCAAUGAUCACGAUCACAUACACCAAGCUCACUACGAACAACAAGUGCUAUCCAAGACUAUCAUCAAAGAGGUCGCCCAACCAUACCCAGUCGAGGUCGAGAAACACGUACCGUACCCAGUAAAGGUCGAAGUACCCGUUGACCGACCUUAUCCAGUACACGUGCCCAAGCCGUAUCCAGUGCACGUCGACAAGCCCGUUCCAUACGAAGUCAAAGUCAACGUGCCACAACCCUACACCGUCUACAAGCAAGUCCCAUACGAAGUCAAAUAUCCAGUAGACAAACCGUACACCGUUCACGUACCCAAACCAUACACGGUUUACGUCGAGAAGCGAGUACCUUAUGAAGUCGUCAAGCACGUCCCUUAUCCCGUCAAGGUCUUCGUCGAUAAACCAUACACUGUGCAUGUGCCUGUCGACAAACACGUCCCUUAUACAGUCGAAAAACCCGUACCUUAUCCGGUUAAAGUACCAGUAGAUCACCCGUACCCGGUGACCGUCGAGAAGCACAUUCCAUACCCCGUUGACAAACCCGUACCGUAUACUGUAGAGAAACCAGUGCCUUAUCCGGUAAAAGUUCCCGUGAAAGUCGAAGUGCCAGUGCCGUACAAAGAAAACGAACAGGAAGAAAAAUAUUUUCCGGAAACAGAAUACAAGGGAGAACAUCCACAAUAUUCCAACAAACAAAAUGAACACAACAGUUAUUAAAAAACGUAUUUCUUUUUCUAGUCAUAACUCGUGUUACAUUUCUGAUUGCAUAAAUUUCAAAUAAUAAUAUGUGCUUAACAUUAAAAUAUGUUCAUUAAAUUCGAAUACUACAUAUUAUUAUUAUGUAUAUAGAUAUAAGUAUAAUAUAAAUAAAGAUUUUUUUUAUAAUA
Aphis gossypii (cotton aphid) is the source of this 1181-nucleotide messenger RNA. Its product is annotated as zinc finger protein 512B-like. Lineage: Eukaryota; Metazoa; Arthropoda; Insecta; Hemiptera; Aphididae. The record is from RefSeq and is a predicted model, not a curated record. Bases 16 to 1011 code for a protein of 331 amino acids. The transcript has a single exon.